AUGCCGACAAUCGUGACGGCGUCAGUGGCGUCACCACGAGUGGCGGCGGAGGCGGCGCCGUCUGUGCCCGUGGCGGACCUGCUCGCGGCGGCGGAGGCUGCUGCAAACAAGGGCGCUGCGGUCAGUCGGGGGAGUAAUGGGGAAUGGCAGGAGUCGGGGUCGGGCCAAAAGAAAAACGGCGAUGGGGAAAACGGCUG
This is a messenger RNA of Closterium sp. Naga37s-1, 197 nucleotides long. Lineage: Eukaryota; Viridiplantae; Streptophyta; Zygnematophyceae; Desmidiales; Closteriaceae. The record is from the annotation of a GenBank genome assembly.